Messenger RNA from Schistosoma spindalis, 856 nucleotides. NCBI's taxonomy places the organism in Eukaryota, Metazoa, Platyhelminthes, Trematoda, Strigeidida, Schistosomatidae. The record is from the annotation of a GenBank genome assembly.
AUGUCUGAAGUAUCUCUUCUCCAUGCCUCACCUUUUAUUGCUUUGCCAUUCGUUGGAGCAUUUGUUGGACAGAGGAUUGUUUCUAAGAAUAUGUAUUGGUAUGAUACUUUGAGAAAGCCAUCGUUCUCACCUCCCAAAUGGGUUUUUGGACCCGUUUGGAGUGCACUGUAUGGUUGCAUGGGAGCUGCAUCCUAUCUGGUAUGGAGAGAUGCACCACAUGAGAAGGUGAUGGUUCCUUUGGCUGUUUAUGGUGCGCAGCUUUUACUUAACUGGUCGUGGACACCUGUGUUUUUUGGACAGCACAAAAUAAAAUAUGGAGCUAUAAUAAACUUGGGAGUUUUUGGCGGUGCUGUUACAUGUGUACAUUUAUUUCGCGCCAUCAAUAUCAAUGCCAGUAAUCUAAUGAUUCCAUAUGCUUUAUGGGUAGCAUUUGCUUCAAUCAUCAGUGUUCGUGUGGCUAUGCUAAAUGAUGACGAUUAAUUGAAUGAAUGUAGAUAUAACGAAAUGUGAACAUUUCUAAAAUUCGUGUCGGCGAGUUUAGCCUUAUUUGGUUUAUACUUUAGUUUCUAAAUAUUUCCAGUAACUCAGGGAUAUUAAUUAGUUUAUUUUUGUUUUCCCUUUUUUAAAAAAAACAGUAUUUUGUGACAGUAAAUGCGAGUCGUUUUUUCAGUUUUCUUUAUUGCUUGCGUGUAAAUCAAGUCUUAGAAGUAUUUCCACGAAAAUUCCAUAGGGAUCGGUACCUUUUACACAAAGCUGGUCCAGAUGGAUUGGCCCCAGAGGUCUUUAAGGAUGGUGGUCUAGUCUUAGCGAUUAGGUUGACUAAUAUUUUAGCUAAAAUCUGGGAGUUAGACGUUAU